Messenger RNA from Xiphias gladius (swordfish), 1681 nucleotides. Its product is annotated as cytochrome b-245 chaperone 1 homolog. The transcript is spliced from 6 exons. The coding region runs from base 158 to 757 and encodes 199 amino acids. The record is from RefSeq and is a predicted model, not a curated record. Lineage: Eukaryota; Metazoa; Chordata; Actinopteri; Istiophoriformes; Xiphiidae.
CAGGAAGGAAGUGUCACCCAUUCAAGGCAGUUGCUGCAGUUGUUGCAAUAACAAGAAUAGAACUUCCUUAUAAUUCAGUACAUGCGUUCCCUCGUACAAUUGCCCAUCUGUAGAAUCUUGUAGGUGGGAAUUUGCAGGAAUACUUUAAGAGUGAAAGAUGGGAUACAUGACAGUAGAGGAGCAAAGCUCCACUCUGCUCCGGCUGAAGAGAUCCCCUGGCAUUCGGUCAUGGUCUCUUCUUGUCGGUAUAGCAUCUGUUGGGUUGGCAGCUGCAUACUACAGCUCAGACAGCAUCCCGUGGAAAGUUUUCUACGUGGCAGGCUGUCUGUUUGUGGCCAUGCAGAACAUGGAGGAAUGGGAGGAGGCCGUGUUUGACAAAACCAAGAACCUGAUUGAGCUCAAGACCAUUAGCUUGUACGCUUCAGUCCUGACGUUGUGGAGGAAGGGGCAGGAGAAAGUUGUGUUGGAUCUGACACAGCUUUGUGAUAUUUGCGUCCAAGAGGAGAGGGUGCGGUAUUUGGGGAGGGGUUACCUGCUGAUGCUGCGGCUGGCUGCAGGCUUCUCCUACCCCCUCACUCAGAGUGCCACACUGGGGGGACGCACUGAUGUGGAGGCAGUGGCUGCAUUGCUGAAGCGCUUCUUAGGGCUGGAGGAGCUGCAGCAACGCAGGCAGCAGGAGGAAGAGGCAGAGUACGGAGAGGAAGAAGAUUCUUUGGACAACAGCAGUGAUUCGGAUGAUGAAGCUGAUGAACUCUGAUCCCUGUGACUUUCAACCUUCCUGUAACUCUGGGUAGAUGGAGUUAGGGGCAUUAUGGCAUUGCUAGGGCAUUACAGAGGGUGUGGUUUUAGCGAUGCCUUAUUACAUGUUAUACUGUAAGCAUGUUCGGAUAACACCAAGGAUAUAGCCUCUUUAAGUUCCUCCUAAUAGACUUCCUAUUAUUUUAUACGUGAGGUAAGGUUAUAGCAGCCUGGGGAGGCUACAGUAUAACAGCUUUUUUAUUUUCAGGUGAACUAGGAUGGAGAAAUCAUCCACUUACAUGUUUUGUCUAAGUUUAAUCAAAGUUUUCUGGAAGGGUGGAGAAAGAGACUUUUUCUUUCACUGCACUGUAAAUGUAGCCCUCCAUAAAUGAAUAUCAUGUCUUAGCAGUAAUUACAGUACAUCUACAGUGAUUACUAUUUGAGAAUACACUCCAGACUACAGAUUUACUUUGUCUUCCUACUGAACUUUAAUAAGUGUUUAUGUGUAUAAGUCAAUGGAAAGUGCUUUUCCCACAGUUUUCUGGACCACCCAGUUGACAAUCACCUUUUUCAUGCUUAUUCAUACCCACACUGCAUUCCGGAUGAAUGCGUAUGCAAACUGUUAUCAAGCAUAAAGGAUUUUCAUGGCUCAGUCAAGAGUGAAUCAUGUGUGAAAUACUUUGGCCUGUUGCUGUUCUUUGUUUUAACAUUUUAUAUACUUUUUGUGAACCAAAGACUGAAUCUCAGGAAAACACUUUGGUGCUUUAGUCAAACUUUUUUUUUUCUUAAAGUGUAUUGAAUCAGGGCUGUGUCACUAAUGGCUGAUGGUGAAUACCAGUGUGUGCCCCUUGAAGGAAAAAUCAGAAGACUUUUGGUUAACUAUUGGUUGAUUUUAUUGUUUUUAUUUACUUUAAUACAUUUGCAAGAAUUAUAUAAAACUGUU